AUGAAUACCGCCAUUCGCGAGUUGGCCAAGAGAACGCUCGAACUACGUACUAAUGUCGCAGCUCUGCAAAACGACAUCUCAGCAGUGCAGCAGCAAGUCAACCAGCUGAGCAAUAGCCUCGCUCCAGCAGCCCCUUCUGAGCCUGAGGUGCAGCCGUCGUCGCCGCCAGACGUUCUGCCCCUAUACGCAAGAAGAAUCGGUUUCGCAAAUCAUACCGAAGUGGAGGCAGCCUAUAACAGGAACCCGGCAGAUUUCAUCGUCCAGGUGAAAGCCGCUCUAAGCGAUAGCCUUGUGCCUUACCUCUGGGACAAUGCGGAGUCCGUCAGCAGGAUGAAGCGGUUCUUCACAGACGCUGGCAUUACGCUUGAUUUACUGGAACUGGGCGAAGUUCAGAACAAGAACUUUCGCAGCGUGGCCGAAUACGACUUAGUGGUGAGGGGUGACAUGGUCGUAAGGCAUCUUCGGGCGCAUAAUUGGGUCAGAGAGGAGUUUGUGCUAUUCUGGACAUUAUUGGAGAUUUGUCGUCAGUAUGGGAUUGUACGGCAAGCAAGAUUGCACACGGCCAAAUUGAGACAAACGGAUGCUCUACAACACGGGGAGACGUCUUCACUUCUUUCCAACCCAGCCUAUUACAACCCUGAAGUAACCCUUUCUUACAGAUUCUAA
Messenger RNA from Trichoderma citrinoviride, 666 nucleotides. RefSeq lists its product as hypothetical. The record is from RefSeq and is a predicted model, not a curated record. Lineage: Eukaryota; Fungi; Ascomycota; Sordariomycetes; Hypocreales; Hypocreaceae. Bases 1 to 666 code for a protein of 221 amino acids. The transcript has 2 exons.